AUGGGGAAAUAUUUCCACCUGUAUGAGAACAUUUCUAAGGUGAGUCCCUUUGAGGGGCCCCAAUAUUACCUGGCCCCUCAGUGGGCCUUUCACCUGCAAACCGUCUUUAUGGGCCUCGUCCUUUUUGCUGGAACUCCUUUAAACUUUAUCGUUCUACUUGUGACGCUCAAGUACAAGAAGCUCCGAGUCCCUCUCAACUACAUCCUCGUCAAUAUCUCCUUGGCAGGAUUCAUCUUCGUCGUUUUUUCCGUCAGCCAGGUGUUCGUCGCCACCAUGAAGGGUUGGUACUUCCUGGGUCACACUUUGUGUGCUAUGGAGGCUGCCAUGGGUUCGAUAGCAGGUCUGGUGACGUCCUGGUCUUUGGCCGUCCUGUCUUUUGAGAGAUACCUCGUCAUUUGUAAACCAUUUGGAGCCUUUAAAUUCAGCAGUAAUCACGCUCUGGCUGCUGUCGUCUUCACCUGGUUCAUGGGUAUCAGCUGUGCCAUCCCACCUUUCUUUGGUUGGAGCAGGUACAUCCCUGAGGGUCUGGGCUGCUCCUGUGGGCCUGACUGGUACACUCACAACGAGGAAUUUAACUGCAGCAGCUACACAAACUUCCUGAUGGUGACCUGCUUCAUCUCUCCGCUAUCCAUCAUCAUCUUCUCCUACUCCCAGUUACUGAGCGCCCUAAGAGCUGUUGCAGCCCAGCAGACUGAGUCAGUCUCCACCCAGAAGGCGGAGAAGGAAGUAUCAAGGAUGAUUAUCGUGAUGGUGGGUUCCUUCAUCACCUGUUAUGGUCCGUAUGCUCUCGCUGCUCUUUACUUCGCCUACUCUUCAGAUGAAAACAAAGAUUAUCGACUUGUCACUAUCCCGGCUUUUUUCUCCAAGAGCUCAUGUGUCUACAACCCACUCAUCUACGCCUUCAUGAACAAACAGUUUAACGCUUGCAUAAUGGAAACAGUCUUUGGAAAGAAAAUGGAUGAAUCAUCUGAAGUUUCUUCAAAGACAGAAACAUCUUCAGUUUCCACAGUUUCUUAA
Xiphias gladius (swordfish) is the source of this 1017-nucleotide messenger RNA. RefSeq names its product opsin 1 (cone pigments), short-wave-sensitive 1 (gene opn1sw1). Lineage: Eukaryota; Metazoa; Chordata; Actinopteri; Istiophoriformes; Xiphiidae. The record is from RefSeq and is a predicted model, not a curated record. Gene Ontology annotation, cellular component: photoreceptor outer segment; membrane. Gene Ontology annotation, molecular function: G protein-coupled receptor activity. Gene Ontology annotation, biological process: visual perception; phototransduction; G protein-coupled receptor signaling pathway. The coding region runs from base 1 to 1017 and encodes 338 amino acids. The transcript has 5 exons.